Cynoglossus semilaevis (tongue sole) is the source of this 1133-nucleotide messenger RNA. Its product is annotated as probable fructose-2,6-bisphosphatase TIGAR A. Bases 1 to 765 code for a protein of 254 amino acids. The record is from RefSeq and is a predicted model, not a curated record. Gene Ontology annotation, molecular function: fructose-2,6-bisphosphate 2-phosphatase activity. The transcript is spliced from 6 exons. Gene Ontology annotation, cellular component: cytosol. Gene Ontology annotation, biological process: regulation of pentose-phosphate shunt; negative regulation of glycolytic process. NCBI's taxonomy places the organism in Eukaryota, Metazoa, Chordata, Actinopteri, Pleuronectiformes, Cynoglossidae.
AUGAACAGACUGAAGGUGGGGCUGACACUUGUUCGACAUGGAGAAACCCAUUACAACAAACUGGGUCUUCUUCAAGGUCAAACUAUCGAUGCGCCUUUGUCUGACGUCGGGCUGCAGCAGGCGGAGGCUGCUGGUCACUACCUGAAAGAUGUGGCGUUCACUAACGUGUUUGUCAGUGACAUGCUGCGAGCCAAACAGACAGCUGAAACAAUUAUGAAACACAACAGCAGCUGCUGUGGUCUGCAGAUGGUCUGUGACCCCUUACUCAAAGAGAUAAACUUUGGAAUAGCAGAGGGAGGACGAAUGCAGGACGUUAAAGAAAUGGCCAGAGCAGCAGGUCAGACGUUUCCAGGCUUCACUCCACCAGAAGGAGAGACUGAGGAGCAGGUGAAGGAACGAGUCAGAGCGUUUGUGGAGAAAAUGCUGCAGCAGAUCAGCGAACAACACUGGGGUCUCGGAGGAGGGGAGGAACCCCUCUCCACCGCAGUGGAGGGGAAACCAGACGAUGGGGUGCGGGGCUUUCCAGUGCACGUUCUGGUGGUGACACACGGAGCCUACAUGUGUGUGGCGGCGCGUUACUUUGUGGAGGAGUUACAGUGUUCUCUGCCUCCGGGUUGUGACAGAACUCACAUGUUCUCACUGAGUCCAAACACUGGUCUGUGUAGGUUUAUACUGACCGUGAGGGAAGGCGAUGGGGACCAGAGGUUCGUACCAUCAGACUUCCACUGUGUGUUCGUCCACAGGGGAGACCAUGUGAAAAAGUGAGACCAUAGAAAGGUGUACGAUGGGCAGACAGAUUUUAGGGUGUAGGACACACAGGUAUGGGCCGCGUAGCAAAACCACAGACAAGACAAACCCUGACCAUACCAUAUUUUUACAAACUGGUACAAGUAUUUGUAUAGUGAGUAACGUUACCAAAAAUGUCUUUAAGUUCAAUGAACUGGUAGGAUGUGUUGUAUGCUGUAGGUACCACAGCUCUGUUGGUUAAAACUCUCCAUAGUUACAACCAGGUGGGCAGAGCUUUGGCACCAAUAGAACAUUUCAAUGGAAAACGCUCUCCUGAGUCCAGCGUUAGAUAAACUGAGGAGCACGAUUUACGAAUCUCAAUAAACAAAUUGAUGCAUAUGUACUGU